This is a messenger RNA of Dioszegia hungarica, 2874 nucleotides long. RefSeq lists its product as uncharacterized. Gene Ontology annotation, molecular function: protein binding. The coding region runs from base 1 to 2874 and encodes 957 amino acids. NCBI's taxonomy places the organism in Eukaryota, Fungi, Basidiomycota, Tremellomycetes, Tremellales, Bulleribasidiaceae. The record is from RefSeq and is a predicted model, not a curated record. The transcript has a single exon.
AUGUUCACUUCUGCCCGACAGGGAUGCUCGAGAUCCGUCUCGCAGCUCGGCCGACCCAGCUGGAGUCUUGCGCUACACGCCGAAUCGUCCACUCAGGCUUCUCUGCGCGCAGCUGCAGCAGCAGACAAAGCCAGACGAUCCGCGGGAAGGCCGAUCAUCCGGGCGGCGCACUCGAAGGCGAGAUUUUCAGCUGCUGCUGCCGCUGUGCUGAGCCAUGAUCAUCUGGAGCAUGCCGAGGCGGAGGAGGCGCACGAUACGUCUUGGCGGAAUAGAGCGGCGGCGAUGGAUCAUAUUCCAGAUCUAGAAGCCGUCGAGGAUAUCAUCGAAACCUCGGAAGCGCCGGCCGUUCGUCCUCGUCCCCGUCAAAUCCAGGCUCGUCCCUCCCACCCCCCCGAACCCCCUAUCGUCACUUUCCGGCGCUGCCUCACUACCGAUCCGGUCGCUAGCCUCCUCAGUCUCCGCUACUGCCUCCCAGACCAACUCCAAUCCCUCACACUACUCGAGAUUGACGUCCUCAUCUCCUCCCUCAACUCCUCACUCCGCCAUACCGCCGUCCCGUUGGAUGUCGAGUUCGAAGACAUCCAGCGCUCGCUCGUCCACGUCCGCGGGGCGCUGCUGUUCAACUCGUGGGGCCAGCUCCCAGGACAGGUGUUUGCCGGGAAACGGUUCUACCGGUUCAUCCGGGUCUGCCUGUUGCUGGGCGAUCGGGAGCUAGUUCAGACCAUGUGGAGGGAACAGGUAGAAAGGGAGAUAAGGAUUAGAGAGGAGGUGGAGCAAGGAGUGAUGAGAAAUGCGCAACAGAAGAUCAAAAGAUUAGACGCGGAGCGGCUGGUGACUAUCCUGGCGGAUGAUCUGAAGGAAUGGCGGAUGUUGCUGUGGAUGAUGGAUCCGGCGUUAUUUCCGGCCAAACUACACACCUCGGCGACACUGCAGCGGUACCUCCAGGCGCACCUCGCUACUCGUCAACCUGGCCGCGUUCAAGCUAUCUUUGAUACCCACGCCGAGCUGGGUCUCACGCCCGCCAAAGAGUCUUACAAUCACCUUGUGCAGGCCAAGUUGGCGCUGGGAGAUGUUGUCGGGGGACGGGCGGCGAUCUUGCUGGGGCGGAAAGAGGGAAAGCUGGAUAGACAUGAGCAGCAGAUGGCGAUACUGCGCGGACAUCGGGACCUGGGAGGGACGGCGCACCUUCAGGACAGGGUGUUGAAGAAUCUAAAGUCAUUAGGGGAGGCGCCGUUGGGGAGCACGAUCAAUGCGUUGAUCCGGCUCAGGGUGGAUCAGGGGGACAUGCACGGGGCGGAACGGCUCUUGUCGUUCCACCGUCUCGACAAAUUUGCGGAUACCUCAUCCGGCGUCGAGGGGUGGAAGUCGUUCCAGCCCACCUCCAAGGAUGCCGCAUUCCUCGCCCUCAAGGUCGCUUCUCGGCAAGGCGACCUCCCUCGUGCCCGCGAGAUAUGGGCCGAGCUCUUUCGGACCAAUUACGCCGACAUCAACGACAAUCAUCUCAGCCAGAUGGUCUCGGCCCUCUGUCACGGCGGGGAGAGGGACGAGGCGUUCAAUUUCGUCAUGUCCAUGGUGGACCCGGACUGGGCGUAUCGUCCGAACAUCUCCUGGCCGGGUACAGCCAAACCCGGUAUUCGGACCCUCAACGCCGUCCUCAACGCUGUGCCUAAACGCCACUUUGGCCUCGCUCCCCUGCACAAGGUCCUCCGGCUCUACCCCCGCCUCGGCGUCUCGCCUGAUCAAAGCACCAUGAAGAUCAUCCUCAACGUCGUCGGGAGCUAUCAUAUGCCGCCGGAAGAGAUGGCCGCGCUACUUCGGGACCUCUACCGGAUGUACCCGGACGUCUUUCCAGAUAUCGGACAACUCAACGUCAUCCUUGCUGCUGCGAUGCGGUCCAACCUCACUUCUCCGCGGACACAAUUGCACGCACCUCCCCUCUCCUCCUCUUCCGACUCGACCACCUCCCCGUCCGCCGGUCUGACGGCGUUUAAGCCCCUCCGCUACGCUAUCGAGCCCGUCCUUGCUUCUUUGGAGGAACGCGGUGCCCGCUCCAACUCUCAGACCGUCGCCAUCCGGCUUCGGUACGAUGCGCUCACGCACGCCUCGGUCGGGGGUUUCCCGACUGCCGACGCGGUCUGGAGAUCCCUCAUUGACCGCGGAUUCCACCCGGACAAGCGGCACGUCCUGGCUCUUAUGCUGGGCUACGCCCAAUCCGGGGCCAUGGCGGAAGCUACCUCGGUCAUGGCGUUGGCGAAAGAGGUGGACGUGGAGCCUACGAACGGGAUGUGGAUGGCGCUCCUGGUUGGCUGGGCGAGGGAGGGCGAUGUCGCGCGCGCCCGAGCCGCUUACAGGGAGAUUGAGGCGAGUAGCGAGGGGGUCGAUAUCGUCGCCGUCACGGCGAUGGUGCAGGCCAACUACUACGCCCUCAAAUUUGACGGUGCGGCCGACAUGGUCCGGACCGUUCUCCUACCCAAAUUCGGCGAUAAGCUGGACCGGCAAGCCCUGCUCGUGGCCACGCAUGCCCUCAAGUCGAACAAUGAGGAAAUGGCGGCGCUGGAACUGGUUGAUCGGAAUAAAGGAAAGGGGUUGAUGGGGCGGCCAUUGAGGAACGUCGUGAGGAAAUUGAGGAAUUGGUUGACGAAGAAGGUGCAGGCGGAGACGGACACGGAGGGGCAUGAGGAACAAGAGGGACAGGGUGGGGCGAUGAUGUCGAGAGGAGGGAGGGAGUUUGCGAGGGGUCUGCAGCUGUGUGAGCGGAUCUUGGAGGAUGGUGAUGCGGUGAGGAGGCCGGAAGGGUACGAGGCGGUCAGGGCGGAUAUACAGCGUAGUCUGACGCCGAGGGGGUUCAAGUUGGAGUUUACAAAGAAGAAGUGA